Molecule: messenger RNA, 222 nt
Organism: Knipowitschia caucasica
Lineage: Eukaryota; Metazoa; Chordata; Actinopteri; Gobiiformes; Gobiidae
Source: the annotation of a GenBank genome assembly
AUGGCGGAGUCGGUGGUCCUGUCUCUUUACCACGCGCUCGGUCUGUGUCUGCGAAAGCUCAUUACGGAGGCCCCUGGCCUCCUGUCGUCCCCACCUCUGCACUUCAAUAGCGGUGACACAGAAGCCGGUGUGGGGCAGGUUCUCAGCCCCGCAGGCCUGGAGCUCCACUCAUACCCUUCUGUUCCUGGGACGCCUCGGAGGGUGCGGCCUGGGCUCAAGUAG